AUGUCUGCGCCUUUGGGGAGCGCGGACGUCGGCGACCGUCGCUGGCAGGCGCGGUGGCGCACCGUGUCCUCCUACUUCUCAGCGCCGUGUCUGCACGUAUCGCUCGCGACGGGAGGUGCCGGCGGCGCUGCGAUCUUUGCCGUGCGCUUCCUCUCGUCGCGGCAGCUGCCGGCCUCGCUCACCUGGGGCGCCGCCGUCGCCGGGCUGCUGGCGGGCACAAACUGGGCUGUCUGCCGCCGCGCCAUGUACGUCAUGCUCAAAGAGAAAUCAGCGGCGCAACCCCUCGGUGCGAGCGGAAUGUCUGAGGAGGACGCGGCGGCCCUUCGGGCAGCACUAGGAAGAUAG
Molecule: messenger RNA, 345 nt
Organism: Emiliania huxleyi CCMP1516
Lineage: Eukaryota; Haptophyta; Isochrysidales; Noelaerhabdaceae
Exons: 1
Coding region: 1-345 (114 amino acids)
Source: RefSeq, a predicted model, not a curated record